AACACCUAUCCCCUCCCGCCUUUCAAAAAAAAAAAGAUAAAAUAAAAAAAUAACUAUCCCCUUCGUUCCAACUACUUUCUUCUUUGACUCAGCUAUUAUUGUAUUGUAUUGUCGUUUCUUUUCUUUUCUGCAGAUCAUGGAUAAAAUUAACCCUCGAGAUGUUUGCAUUGUGGGUGUUGCACGUACGCCUAUGGGGGACUUUCUUGGUUCUCUUUCAUCUUUGCCAGCAACCAAGCUUGGAUCCAUAGCUAUUCAGUCUGCUCUGCAAAGAGCUAAUAUUGAUCCACACCUAGUGCAAGAAGUUUUCUUUGGAAAUGUCCUCAGUGCAAACUUAGGUCAAGCUCCUGCAAGACAGGCUGCGUUAGGUGCUGGCAUACCGGAUACCGUCGUUUGCACAACCAUCAAUAAAGUUUGUUCGUCCGGGAUGAAAGCAACCAUGAUUGCAGCACAGAGCAUCCAAGUUGGUGCCAACGAUAUCGUGGUCGCCGGUGGCAUGGAAAGUAUGUCUAACACACCUAAAUACGUAGCGGGCUCAAGACGUGGGUCCCGCCUAGGACAUGAUGUGAUCAUAGACGGCAUGAUUAAAGAUGGCUUAUGGGAUGUUUACAACGACUUCGGAAUGGGAGUGUGUGGCGAGUUAUGCGCUGACACCUACAAGAUAACAAGACAAGAUCAGGAUGAUUAUGCUGUUAGAAGUUUCAACCGUGGAAUUGCUGCGCAAAAGAACGGUGCUUUCAAAUGGGAAAUCGUUCCGGUGGAAGUUUCGGGGGGAAGAGGGAAGGUCCCUACGGUUGUUGAUAAAGAUGAAGGAUUGACAAAGUUUGAUGCUACAAAAUUGCGGAAUCUGCGACCGAGUUUCAAGGUGGAAGGUGGUUCCGUUACUGCAGGCAAUGCUUCAAGUAUCAGUGACGGUGCAGCUGCGUUAGUGCUAGUGAGCGGAGAAAAGGCGUUAAAACUUGGAUUAAAAGUGAUUGCUAAAAUAAGAGGUUUUGCUGAUGCUGCUCAGGCCCCCGAGUUAUUUACCACGGCUCCAUCCCUUGCUAUCCCGAAAGCUAUUUCAAAUGCUGGCUUGACGGCUUCUCAAAUUGAUUACUACGAAAUAAACGAAGCGUUCUCGGUUGUGGCGUUAGCAAACCAGAAGCUGCUAAAAAUUGGUGAUAGUCAACUUAAUGCUCACGGUGGGGCUGUAUCGUUGGGACACCCGCUAGGUUGUAGUGGAGCUCGGAUUUUGGUCACAUUGCUAGGGGUAUUGAGGCAAAAUAACGGAAGGUUCGGGGUUGCUGGCAUUUGCAACGGGGGUGGAGGAGCGUCUGCAUUGGUUCUCGAGCUCAUGCCAAGUGCAGGGACCCUAUCCAAGUUGUAAUAAACCACUGCCUUUAUAUUUCAUGCUCAUCUCUAUCUUGAACUUAUUAUGUACCGUGACGUUCUGUGUUGCGGAUUGUGGAAGAAGAGAAAUAAAUAUGUAACAUAUAAUAGCUAAAAUAGUUGAAUCUCUGUUUGGAUGUUGUGUAUUCUUAUUUCAAAAGCUCAUACCUCCUGCUUUGAGGUUAUGAUGAUCAAGUA
Messenger RNA from Helianthus annuus (common sunflower), 1563 nucleotides. Its product is annotated as acetyl-CoA acetyltransferase, cytosolic 1. NCBI's taxonomy places the organism in Eukaryota, Viridiplantae, Streptophyta, Magnoliopsida, Asterales, Asteraceae. The transcript has 12 exons. Bases 137 to 1363 code for a protein of 408 amino acids. Gene Ontology annotation, molecular function: acetyl-CoA C-acetyltransferase activity. Gene Ontology annotation, biological process: fatty acid beta-oxidation. The record is from RefSeq and is a predicted model, not a curated record.